AUGGCCCCUCUUAAUGGCUCUAAAUCGUGCAGAACUUUCAAAUAAUACUUUAGAAAACGAGAACCAGCUACUGCGUGAUCGCAUUGAGAAACUCGAGCAAGAGCUUGGCCUAUUGACAGGGAAAAAAUCAAGUCUAACUUUCCCCUUAAAGAAAAUACGGAAUAUUGCAUUGGAAAAUACUCAGGGCUCUGAACCAGUAGACCUGGGUAAUCCAACAGGGAAAAUCUCUAGAUCGGAUCUCGAAGCCCCGCUUGAGGUGGAUCCCUUCGAGAUCCGACCUGUAGUGACUCAAAAAACAAAAAAGAUACAGGACAGGCCAGCAGGGGUGCCCCCUGACCAAUGGCCCCCUGCCCAAACCCAUCUCCAUGUAACAGCUCGCCCCUAUACGGUGUCUGAAUUAAUGGAUUUGGUGCAACGAUUUCGGCAGAAACCAAGGGAAAGUGUACCGGCUUGGUUACUCCGAUUAUGGGACAUGGGGGCAGAGAGUGUUGUGGUCAGUGGGCCAGAGGUUUCCAAGCUCGCAUCCAUUACUUCGCACCCUGCCCUUAGACAAAGGCUGUAUGCCACCGUGCAACACAAUGACGAGAAUCAUACCUUAAUGGAUUGGUUGAUGGCGGCAUGCCGUAUCACUUGGCCUAAUAAGACCGAUAUUCCGGUGCAUGCAGGUUUAUGGUCCUCCAUGGAGGACCUCCAAACAUAUAUUCGUGAGCUAGGAAUGAAAGAGGCCAUUUAUGAGGAUGGCUUUGAAAGUGCUGACUUAGUAAAAUUCUCGGCUGGAAUGAGGGACCUAAUUUUACAGCAGGCACCCUCCCACCAUUACGGCACGCUGUUAUCUAUAUUGAACCCCUUGGUGGCCUCAGAGGCCAUUGUUCAGCAGGCUGCCCAGUUGGUGGCUGAUCUGGGGGAGACGGAGCGCUUAAGAGCAAGGCAUAAUAUUAGAACAGUGGAAGGGGCUGAGGCCUAUCCAGUACCAAAAGCAAACCAGGCCUACACCAUCAAGGCUUUAACCAAAUUAAUGGCGGUAUAUGGGACUCUGCAGUUCAUCGAGAGAGUCCAGGCAUCCCUCCGGAAUGCUGCUGCGAGCUGCCCCGCUCACAGGUUACCACCCUCCAAUCCUCGGAUUCAGUAG
This is a messenger RNA of Numida meleagris (helmeted guineafowl), 1129 nucleotides long. RefSeq lists its product as uncharacterized. Lineage: Eukaryota; Metazoa; Chordata; Aves; Galliformes; Numididae. The transcript is spliced from 3 exons. The record is from RefSeq and is a predicted model, not a curated record. Bases 14 to 1129 code for a protein of 371 amino acids.